Messenger RNA from Trichoderma citrinoviride, 1596 nucleotides. RefSeq lists its product as hypothetical. The transcript is spliced from 6 exons. Bases 1 to 1596 code for a protein of 531 amino acids. Lineage: Eukaryota; Fungi; Ascomycota; Sordariomycetes; Hypocreales; Hypocreaceae. The record is from RefSeq and is a predicted model, not a curated record.
AUGAGUGGAGAGAGGAUAUUCGGGGCUUCCGGAUUCGUCCAUAACAACGUUGUGGUAAAUCUCUCGUCCAGGCCCCACGACGAGAGGCGUACUUACACUGAUGAAUAUGAUGUACAACCACUCGAAUUCGUCACAGUUACUGGAACAUCAACAAACGCUCCUCAUAGGGAUGUAUCCAGAAUAGUCCGCAGUCAGGCUAUGCGGGACUACGUUUGGAGACAGAACCAUCCCGCACUAACAAGUAAAAUGGCUGCUGCUCAUCUUCAGGAGAAGCCGCAGCGGAUAUUUGAAAGCAAGUUCAGGGUCGGUUCGAAAGCACGACAACAAAAGAAGCCUGCAAAACCAAGACGUUCCAUCAAAGGGCCAAGAACGAACAAAGAAUGCAAUUCGGCAAGUGAGGCGCAGCUGAUCAACAGGCCAUGGUUGAUUCGCCAGAGUUUGAUGCCAGACAAGAACCUCCUAAUGAGGGGUGGAGCAUUUUCAGAUCCUUUUGACUCGUUUCAGUUCCCGCUGGGACCUGAGGGCGAGAGAUUCUUACUCUACUAUCAGCAUGCAUACAGCGUCAACUGUAUCGCCCUCAAUCUCACGCCUGAAUGCUUUUACUACGUAAGAGAAGAGGUUGCCAUGUUUCAUGCGGUCAUGUACCUUGUCAGCCUCGAUUACAAUCUAAGAUACGGAUUCAUCGAUUCUCCUGGAAGCCUUUACCACGGAAGAGAGGCAUUUCGCUUGAUUAACAAGGGUCUCGAGGUGGGUGUCAUAAGGGAUACCCUCAUUGCUGCUGUUUCGUUGAUCAUUGCAAGAGAAAAUAUUGCUGGGCAAUUUGAUCAGGGCAAAAUCCACAUGAAAGGCCUUCAGUUGAUGGUUGAGCAUCGAGGAGGCAUCAAGAAUAUAGUUCCAGGACACCGAGGAGUGGUAACAUGGGCUGAUUUAUCUUACUCCAACAUCUGGGGGUCCAAGCCAUCAUUUCCACUCCCCUUGGAAGCAGACCGGAGCGAUACCAGUCUGCCUGAUAGCCUCCAAGAUAAAAUGCUCUCUCCGGAGAACAUCUUUGGUGCUGCUUCACCCGUAAAUCCAGCUUUACGUUCCCUCAGACGCAUAUCUACAGCCUUCAGUUCAAAACACCAUGCUGGCCUGGAUCGAAAAUCAAUCGGCGAGCAGAUAUACAGCGUCGAAUGCGAGCUCCUUGCUCUCCGAAAUGAUAAAUCCGAAGCGCUCAAGGGUGACCAGUAUAUCUCUUCUCGUUCUGUGCUGAUGGUUAUUGCAGCCUACACAUACCUUUACAUGGAGCUAAGAGAGUCCCUUAAUAUGCAAGAUAAAGCCUGGUGGAACUCUAUCCCAUACAGACAGCGGUGGUUGUUAUGGGUAUUGUUUGUGGGAUAUGGAGCUGCAUCCGAAUGGAGCGAGAGACGGUGGUUUAUCGAAAAUAUGGAACCACUUGCUACAUCGCUCAUGGUUUGGACAAAGGAGGAGUUCCAAAUUGCGUUCAAGGGAGUAAUAUGGGAAGACUCGCGCAAGGAGCUAUUAGAGAAGUUGUGGAGGGACAUAUCCCUACGAGAUAGGUCUGAGCUGGGGAAUCUUGCACCGUCAAAUAGCUAG